CUUUCAACAAGAUAUUCAUAUAACGUAUACGAUUUUCUAGUGGACAACCAGACCGGCGAGAAGCUAGAAUUAACCAGGGUAGACAGGAGGCAAAUGGGGGCUUAUCUUUGCAUAGCGAAAAACGAAGUGCCUCCGGCAGUCAGCAAAAGGGUUAAUCUAAAAGUAAAUUUUCCCCCGAGCGCAAAGGCACCCAACCAGCUGCUCAGCUCUCCUCUGGAUACAAACGUGUCGCUAAUCUGCUUGAUCGAAGCUUAUCCCAAGACGAUUAACUUGUGGAUGCGGAAGGAGCAAGUUAUCAUGAGCGGAGGCAGGUACGAAAUCGACGAGCGGGGAAACCCCGACGAGGAAUGGAAGACGACGAUCGUGUUGAAGAUAAGACGCUUGGAGAAAACGGAUUUGGGCGAAUACACGUGCUCGGCUUCCUCAAGUAUGGGAAAAGCCGAAGCGACCCUCCGAGUUUACGAGAUUCAGGCACCAACCGAGCCUACCCGCACCACCUCGACCAACUCGAAGCGACUGAACCGGAACAGGUCAAAGGCUGUGCAGGGCACGGCCAAUCGGAUUCCACAUCAGCAGGUGAGCACGCCGGCCAUGCAAAAGAGCACCGCCCGAUGGAUCUAUAAACACGUGACCACGACGACUACCGCGGAUCCGCGCGUAUCUCUAAUGAAGGGCAACGUAGUCAAGCAGAACCACCGCAACGACCAGAACCACCAGGAUCUCAAGGAUCGCAGCGACGCGACCGCGGUCGCGGUCGCUGGCAAGCGGGUCAUUCUACCGCUCUGCCUGAUACUAUUCUCGACAAUGGUGCGAUAAGGAACAAGACAACAAGAGUCACUAAUUCGUGAGAAAAGCUAAUAUAACGAGUCGGCAACAGAAUUGUAUUCAUCGAUCCGACAGGACGAGCAAGAGCGCGAGGAUGCUCACGGAAGAAGCCGGAUCUCCUAGCAACGCAGAAGGAAAUGAUUCUAAGACAACGACUACGAGGGUGAGCUGGCUGAGAGAAAGCGAUGGUUCGGUUUAAUUAGCCCAGAUCGAUGGUCUCGAGCGGCGAGGAAGAAAAAAAAUCGUGGGAACAUUUGGACGCUUUCACGCGCGCGAAAGAACAGAAACUACGGCAGAAGAAAAGAAUUUGAUCCGCUAAUAUGAGCGUCGCCCGAGAUAACCGCCGCGGAUUUUUACCAAAAGACGCUUACAAAUGUAUUUUUUAUGACCCUUUUAUUCGUUGCUAACGUGAAAAAAAUUCGUGAGCAAAAAAUCUGCUCUUUGAUAUGAUUAAAUAAUAUAUAACGUUAUAAUUUUACUCUUAAAACUCACUCGGGCGGUGGAGAAUGCUAUAUUAAUCCAAUAAAAGCCUCGUCAAUUUUUAAAUAUUUCUUCUUUUUUUAUUGAUUUCGAAUUUAUUGCAUCUGCAAAACUGCCGUGAAAUGUUUUAUUGUUCUUGUUAAAAAUUAAAAAUCGCAAUAAAAUCUAAAGAAUGAUGAACGAAAAAGAGAAAAAGAAGCAAUAUUUUAAAUUGCCAAAUAAAUUGACCGCUGUCCGAGAAUUAAAUACACGAGAAAAAGAUUCUGUUAAUCAAAAAUGAUCGUUUCUCUUGGAUUUUUGUAAUAUUAAUAGGUGAUAAUUUAGGCGAUUACAUAACGUUAGCGUGAAAAGCCUUACAUAUGCAGGGUGUCUAUUUCAAAUGAACUGUCGCUGUCGCCAGCGAGAAGAGAAUAAUUUCACGGAAUUGAUCGAAUUGCCAAUAGAUAUAACUUGCAACAGUGACGGUUCAAGUGAACAUCCCUUACGUUGCUAUUGAAUAUUGUCUCUUUAUCGAUUAAUCAUCACCGACGUUCUUCGGACAAUUACGCGUCGAUCAUACCCAAACGCAAGACAAAUAAUUAGCAUACUAAUUUGUAUGUAAGAGAUAAGUACGAGAUAUCUUUGUUUAUUGUGAUGUAAGAGAGUGAAUUUGAUGUAUUUGAUGACAUCUCUCUAGCGAGCGUUGUCGCGUUUCAUAUCCGAAAUAAAAAAAAUCAUAUCCGUAGCGCAUAUAAUAGCGUAUCAAAAAAAAAAAAAAAAAAUCUACUCUAGGAAAUUAUACAUAUAGACAUCACUUUGGUUACUUUGAGUAUUUUUUUAAAUUACUCGUAGACAAGAUACUGUACCUUUAUAUAUGUCGAUAAUGAAGCAAAGACCAUGUUAUAGGACUAUAAUAUAUAUAUGAAGUGGUUAAAAUUGCGAGGAAUGAGACCGAUGUGUGUAUUGCUUUCUUGAAUAAGACGCGCUCUUCUAUAUAAGUCGGCUUUCCCAUGCCAGUUUUUUGUAUAAGAUAUGCUCAGCUUCUCAUUUUGAGAAUCGCGGAUGUGUACAUUUUUCAAUAAGGAUAUAUAUAUAUACAUAUAAAUAAUAUAAAUAAUAUAAAUACUCUGGAGUAUACAAUAUACGUAUGCAUACGUUAUUUACAUAUACGCGACACAAUAAUCAGAAGUUGUUAAACAAAUAUUAAACAACCUUAUAUACGCGGUUUGAUUAUUUUCUUGACAUAGCAGUGUGUCAUUUGAUUGAUAUAUUCCUCGCAAAACUACGAACCAUAUCUUGUUCUGUAAUUAAGACAACUGUGUAAAGUGACGCAAAAAUGUCAAAGAGCGUUAAAGUUGAAAGAGAAAAAGUGAUCUGAUGAUCGUUUAAAAAAAAAAAAAAAAAAAACUUAUAAUAAAAAUCAGUGUGGAGUACAAGUCUCUUAGUUGACAUUGAGCGGUUCAUUAUCACGGAGAAGAUAGCAUAUCCCACUCGCACACACGGAGCAAAAAAUAUGUUAAAUUUACCUACAUAAUGAACUCUGUAUAUCACACAGAUGCUCAAUAUAACUCUACAAUAAUAUUAAAGAGAAUGUUGUUGUUUAUAGGAAGGAAAGAGAUAUAUUACGGGAAUACAAUGAGGAAAUGUGCUCAAAUUGGAUAAUAUAUAUAGCUUUGGGGGAAAAAAAACGUGUUGACAAAUAAAAGAAAGAAAAGAAGAACUAUCAUACAUUUAGCAAUGAUGUUCGUUUUGA
Molecule: messenger RNA, 3037 nt
Organism: Pseudomyrmex gracilis
Lineage: Eukaryota; Metazoa; Arthropoda; Insecta; Hymenoptera; Formicidae
Product: lachesin-like
Exons: 4
Cellular component (GO): neuron projection
Source: RefSeq, a predicted model, not a curated record